Acanthoscelides obtectus is the source of this 2072-nucleotide messenger RNA. The record is from the annotation of a GenBank genome assembly. NCBI's taxonomy places the organism in Eukaryota, Metazoa, Arthropoda, Insecta, Coleoptera, Chrysomelidae.
UUUGGUUAUUCGCUUGGAUUUGAUUACAGAGUACUACGGUCCAGAAUCAAAUGUUUUUAAUUGGUGAAUAUAUCCUACGUGACCGGCUGCCUCCUUGUCAAUUGGUCAGUGUGUAAUUUGACGGAUUAACAGGGAAUUUAUCAAUGCUAAUUUGACUUGUUGGUGUACUGAAUAUUUGAAUAACCUCAUUUUUAUUUUAUCUUGCCGUAAUGUUCAAAAGUUGUCCAAAUGGCUCCAACUAAAAAUAAACCGCCUCAUGCAAGACUGAAUGAAAAAAAAGGAAUUCUGGAAAAACUAAAAGACUCUCUAUCUGUGGAUUAUGUAAAAAAGCUCAUUUUUAAUCCUCACUAUUUAACUCCAGUAUGUUAUGUGAUUCUUGUGUUUGAAGCUAUUUUGAAUGUCUUGAUCAUAGAAAAGGUAAAAUAUACAGAAAUUGAUUGGAAUGCAUAUAUGCAAGAGGUAGAAGGCUUUCUUAAUGGUACUUUGGAUUACCACAUGCUAAAAGGUGACACUGGGCCACUGGUAUAUCCAGCAGGAUUUGUGUAUAUUUAUAGCAUUCUGUAUUAUGUCACUUCACAUGGAAAAAAUGUUUACUUAGCUCAGUACAUAUUCCUAGUAUUAUAUCUUUUACAAACUUAUCUGGUUCAUAGAAUAUUCAGAAAAUCAAUGAAAUUGCCACCAUAUGCACUGGUAUUAGUUACAUUGACCUCUUACAGAAUCCACUCAAUAUCUGUACUAAGGUUGUUCAAUGACCCUAUUGCAGUUUUGUUAUUUUAUGUUAGUUUAAACUUAUUUAUCUCCGAUAAAUGGAAGCUUGGGAGUAUAUUUUACUCAUUGGCUGUUGCUGUAAAAAUGAAUAUAUUGUUAUAUGCACCUUGUCUCUUGAUAGCAUACUUAACAAAUUUAUCCAUCUUGCAAACAGUACUUAAUUUGUUUAUAUGUGCUUUAGUACAGUUACUUUUAGGAUCACCAUUCUUAUAUGUUAACCCACUUGCAUACAUCCAAGGCAGCUUUGAUCUAGGACGCGUUUUUGAACAUAAAUGGACUGUAAAUUAUAGAUUUUUACCUAGAGGCAUAUUUGAAUAUCAAGGAUUUCAUUUGUUCUUAUUGGCUCUUCACAUUUCCUUAUUGAUAUUAUUUGCCCCACAUUUUAAAUGUUACUUGAGUAGUUAUGCAAAACUGAAUGUAGCGACUAAAGAGUUCUUAAAAUCAGUAAAAGAAGAAAGAAGGAAAAGGUUAACACAAACAAGAAAACUCAGCAAAUCUCAAAAGCAAUUUUUAGAUAGUUUUGAAAAUUCUUUGAAAAAUAGUCAAUAUGGUGAAGAAAAAGAUCCAUUAGAUGAUGCUGAAAAACUGGAAGAUAAGUUAUCAAAGAUUACUCAACUCUUCAUUCUGCCAUUUUUUGUGACAAACCUGAUAGGAGUAACCUGUGCAAGAUCUCUGCAUUAUCAGUUUUAUUCUUGGUAUUUCCAUAGCCUUGUAUAUCUUGUGUUUUGUACAAGAUUCAAUAGAUCAUUUUCAUUCUUAUUGUUAGGUCUGAUUGAAUAUUGCUGGAAUGUCUAUCCAAGUACAAAUUUCUCAAGUGCCUUAUUACAUAUUUGUCAUAUCACUUUGUUAUAUGGUGUAUAUAAAUCUAUGAAAGAAUAAAUUGUUGUUAAAAAUCCUGACAAUGUAUUUACUUAUAUUGAAAACAAAAACCAACUUUCGUUUAUAUUUAACAUGAACUUUGAUCCAAUCAGCCAAGUAAUUCACCUAGUAAUUUGUGAAUUGAUAUAAUCAUUUACAAAAGGCAUACAAAUCAAAAUUCUAAGUGCACUCAAAUGGUCUAUUCACUAAAGAUUGAUUUUGAAAUCUAGAGCUUUUAUUUUCUUUCAAUGAUUUCAUACCACCUGAAAGUUUCAUGAAUUCUCAUAGCAGUGGAAACAUAACUGGAUCUGUAGUUAGUUAAAAACAUAUUGGAUGGAGGAAAACCAGUAUAUAUUUAUUGUUAUUGAUGAAUUUCAAUACAAAUCUGUGAUUCUAAAUAUAGUGGUAACAUCAUACUUUCUUAUACCUGAGGAGAUACAAUUUAG